GAUUUCCACCUCUGGCUCUGUGCUGAGGCAGCUCUGGAUGGUCAGGCACAGCUGAAGCCUACAACAGAGUUCCCGGGGCCAGCCAGGGUUCCCGGCCAGGGUCAAUGGCUGGCCAAGCUCCCACAGCGGUUCCCGGCAGUGUUACUGGAGAAGUCUCACGAUGGCAGAACCUAGGACCUGCCCAGCCUGCACAGAAAGUAGCCCAGCCCCAAAACCUGGUUCCAGAUGGGCACCUUGAGAAAGCCCUGGAGGGAAGUGACCUUCUACAGAAGUUGGGUGGCUUUCACAUCGCCAUUGCUUUUGCACACUUGGCCUUUGGUGGCUACUUGAUCUCCACAGUCAAGAAUCUGCACCUGGUGGUGUUGAAGUGCUGGUAUCCACUCUGGGGAACUGUCUCUUUUCUCGUUGCAGGGAUGGCGGCCAUGACAACAGUGACAUUCCCUAAGACCUCUCUGAAGGUUCUCUGUGUGAUAGCCAACGUUAUCAGCUUGUUCUGCGCACUGGCCGGCUUCUUUGUCAUUGCCAAGGACCUCUUCCUGGAGGGUCCUUUUCCAUGGCCAAUCUGGAGACCAUACCCUGAACCCACAACCUACAUCCAAAGGCUAGAGCUGACCCUGUUCUGCUUCACCUUCCUGGAGAUCUUCCUGUCGGGGUCCACAGCCAUCACAGCCUAUAGGAUGAAACGCCUGCAAGCAGAGGACAAGGAUGACACCCCUUUCGUUCCUGACACACCUAUGGAACUUAAAGGUCUAUCGCUGGGGCCACCACCAUCCUAUAAAGAUGUGGCCCAAGGACACUCCUCCUCUGAUACUGGCAGAGCCUUGGCCACCAGCUCUGGACUGCUGCUGGCCUCUGACUCCUUCCAUCAAGCUCUGCUUCACACGGGCCCAAGGACCUUGAGAAAGUAGUCUAAGACUACUAGACUUUCCCAAUAAAGACUGAGUUCCUGCAAUGCCAAGUCCUUCCCUGCCUCCCAUUGGCUGGACUCCGGUGAUGACACAGGCGUGACUUGCACAAAUAAAUGCAUAACCACUAUGAAAAGAAA
Messenger RNA from Mus musculus (house mouse), 1045 nucleotides. RefSeq names its product membrane-spanning 4-domains, subfamily A, member 10 (gene Ms4a10). Gene Ontology annotation, cellular component: membrane. Lineage: Eukaryota; Metazoa; Chordata; Mammalia; Rodentia; Muridae. The coding region runs from base 105 to 908 and encodes 267 amino acids. The record is from RefSeq and is marked validated. The transcript has 9 exons.